Camelina sativa (false flax) is the source of this 1443-nucleotide messenger RNA. The record is from RefSeq and is a predicted model, not a curated record. Lineage: Eukaryota; Viridiplantae; Streptophyta; Magnoliopsida; Brassicales; Brassicaceae.
AUGAGCACAUCUAAUACACCACCUGACCCUCUACAUGAUGGCGGAGAAGAAAUCAAUAUUGAUGAUCUAUCUAACAUUGAUGAUAAGGCGCCUUUGUGGAUUUAUGUGAAUAAAAUUGAGAAGAUGGUUGGAGGAGGAUCAUGGAGAUUUGAAUGCAAAUUUUGCAGUACAAAAUAUUCUGGUUCUAAUUGGAGAGCCACAACUCAUUUGUUGAAAGAUGGAGCAAAAGGAAUUAAAGAGUGUUUGAAGGUUACUUCUCAACAAAGAGCUAACAUGAGAAAGUUAGUUGAUGAGUGCAAAAAAAGAAUACAACGUGCAGCUCCUAAAACAGUUCUGUUGCCGUCAUCAACAAGGAACGCGUCUCACUCUUCUCUUGAUUAUGAUAUGAGUUAUAUUGUUCCAAUUGCAAAUGAGCUUGAUCCGAAGAGGAGAAAGACAAUGGAUUCACCUUUGGCAAAGGCAUUUAAGAAUGAGGAAAGGGAGCAAUGUGAUGGCGAGGUUGCUAGAAUGUAUUACACAGGUGGUUUAUCUUUUAACCUUGCAAGAAAUCCUCACUACCAAAAUUCAUAUAAGCGAGCAUCAAACAUUCCAGGAUAUGUUCCCCCUGGGUAUGAAGCAUUGAGGACUGGACUUCUCCAAAAAGAAAAGAAGAACCUUGAACUGCACUUACAGCCUUUAAAGAAUUCAUGGAAACAGAAAGGAGUUAGUAUAUGUAGCGACGGUUGGUCGGAUCCACAACGAAGACCAAUAUUUAACUUGCUUGCUGCAAAUGAGAGUGGUCCAAUGAUGUUAAGGGCGAUUAAUACCCACGGUGAAACAAAAACAGGUGAGAUGAUUGCAGAGUUGAUCAUAGACUGCAUAAAGGAGGUUGGACAUGAAAGUGUUAUCCAAGUAGUUACUGAUAAUGCUGCCAAUUGUGUAAAGGCUGGUUCACUUAUUUCAGCCAAGUAUCCUACCAUCUUCUGGACCCCAUGUGUGGUACAUACUUUGAACCUUGCUUUGAAGAACAUAUGUUCACCAUUAUUAAACACAAGUACAGACGAAGGUGUAUAUGAUUCUUGUUCUUGGAUCAAGUCUCUAAGUGAGGAUGUGAAUUGGAUUAAGAACUUCAUUAUGAACCAUGGAAUGAGGCUUGUGAUGUUUACAGAACAUUGUGAUCUUAAACUCCUUACAAUAGCUUCUACCAGAUUUGCCUCCACGGUUGUGAUAUUCAAAAGGUUCAAGAAAAUAAAAAUUGGGUUGCAACAAAUGGUGAUCAGUACUAAGUGGGAUGAUUAUAAAGAAGAUAAUGUAACUAAAGCAUAUGCGGUGAAACAAAAGAUAUUAGAUGAAAUGUUUUGGGAUGGGCUUGAAUAUGCUUUAUCUUUCACUUUGCCCAUAUAUAGUGUGAUUAGAGUUGUUGAUACUGAUAAGCCUUCUCUUCAUUUAGUAGAUGAGUGGUGA